Messenger RNA from Haliotis rubra (blacklip abalone), 1624 nucleotides. RefSeq lists its product as uncharacterized. The record is from RefSeq and is a predicted model, not a curated record. The transcript is spliced from 7 exons. Lineage: Eukaryota; Metazoa; Mollusca; Gastropoda; Lepetellida; Haliotidae. Bases 290 to 1624 code for a protein of 444 amino acids.
CUUGGAUGAUCACGAUGGAUCAUGUGAUAAAGCCUCCACCCCACAAUUAGCGGUCACAGUUGAGGAAGCCAUCCCAGAUGUGGCCUCUAUCCCAGAUCUACAACCAGCAAGUGCAUCUACUGGAGAAACACUACAGGAGUCAACAGCUAGUCUGCCACCAUCCAAGCAAGUUCUAAAAACAACAUCAGCCCAGACUUCAAAGAGAGGUUAUGUCUGCAGGAGGUCGGCUGCAACUCAGGCAUCAGUCAAAUCUCAGUGCAAAGGGACAUCCACUGAGUCCACCGAGAAGAUGACAUCUGUUGGAAUCCAGUGCUCACUUCUAGAACUACCGCUGCCUGUUCAUGACGGCACUGACAAGCCCGAGUCAGCUAAUGAUGAGAUGGACCCAACCUGGCAGCCUCCUCUGUUACAAGCACAGGACAGUGAUGACGAAAACCUUGACAGCAAGUGUGACCGUCUCGAGUCGUCUUCGCCAGAAAAAGAGAAGAAGUUCCUUGUUUUCGAGGGUUGCCUAUUGGAACUAUUCACCUCAUGUCCUGCAUGUAAAUUGCCAACAUCAGUGAAAAAGACCUGUGUUGGAACUUUCUUAUGCAUUCAUCAAUACUGUCAAUAUUGCUCUUUCUGCCGUCGUUGGGAUAGUCAACCCUACAUAAAGAACAUUCCAGCUGGGAACAUUCUGCUGUCUGCUUCAAUCUUAUAUUCUGGAUCUCUCCCAAGAAAGUCACUCCUAAUGCUGCAGUACCUUGGUAUGUCUUCAGUCAGUGUUAGGACUUUCUUCCAACAUCAGAGGACCCUGUUACACCCAGUGAUUGAGAGAGUAUGGAAAGAAGAACAGAGGAUGAUUCUAGAUGAAAUUCGAUUCACAGAUGAACCUCUCGUCCUGGGUGGAGAUGGAAGGGCAGACACUCCAGGCCACAAUGCUAAGUUUGGCUCCUACACCCUGAUGGAACUGGGUAGCAGCAAAGUUGUACAUGUACAACUAGUGCAGAGCAAUGAGGUGAAAAACUCCAACGCCAUGGAAAAAGAGGGCCUGGCUCGUAGUGUUCACUUCCUCAGAGAAGAAGAAAUGAACAUCCAUACCAUGGUGACAGACCGACACCUCCAAAUUCAGAAGUGGAUUCGAGAAGAGAUGCCUGAUACUGUACACCACCAUGAUGUCUGGCAUGUGGCUGAAGGUUUGCGAAAGAAGAUGGAGGCCUUGGCAAAAGAGAAAGACUGCAGCAUAGUUGGCAGAUGGGUCUGCAGUAUCUGCAAUCACCUCUAUUGGGCCGCAGCAUCCACUCCUGAUGGGAACGGGGACGUCAUCAGAGACAAAUGGUUAUCUGUAGUAAACCACAUGCAGAAUAUUCAUCACGGCCAUGGGAAACACUUCCCCAACUGUCUACAUCCAGAUCUAGGUCAAGAUGACCAGAAGAGAAAAGGGUUGAAGUCAGGAUCCAAGGCCUGUGAAAAGCUCAGUCAGCUCCUUGAGAAGCCUCGUCUUUUGCACGAUGUACAGAAACUCUCCCCAGGCUACCAGACAUCCAAAAUCGAAGCCUAUCACAGUGUGGUCAAUCAUUUUGCACCGAAGAUGAUUGGGCUUCUCUUAUCUUGGCAUGAGUCCAGGUAUUAUGUGACAAAAUAG